Molecule: messenger RNA, 1455 nt
Organism: Penicillium paradoxum
Lineage: Eukaryota; Fungi; Ascomycota; Eurotiomycetes; Eurotiales; Aspergillaceae
Product: Zn(II)2Cys6 transcription factor
Exons: 3
Coding region: 1-1455 (484 amino acids)
Biological process (GO): positive regulation of transcription by RNA polymerase II
Cellular component (GO): nucleus
Molecular function (GO): DNA-binding transcription factor activity, RNA polymerase II-specific; transcription cis-regulatory region binding; zinc ion binding
Source: RefSeq, a predicted model, not a curated record
AUGCCCCGAGGCGAGAAAUUUUCACGAUCGCGGACUGGCUGUCUACAAUGUCGAAAACAUCAUAAUAAAUGUGAUGAGCAACAGCCAGCCUGCUCCUUCUGUGCUGCACGGGCGUUCGACUGCAAAUACCCAUCAGGUGUGAAAUGGAUUCGACCUAAAGAAUCAAUAUCGACACGGCAUAAACCUCGUCGUCGACCGACUGAACAAAACAUUCCAAGUCAACCUUCGGGGAUUUUUACGGAGAGAUACUUUGAAUCUACAGAAGAGAAACGUGCUUGGGAAUACUACGUGAGGCUGGUUUCAUCCAAUGUUCCCGCUCUAGAUGGCCCCGACAACCCUUACCGGCAGCUAUCAAUCACCGCCCUCUCAUCACCUAUUCUUCUCGAGACCAUCGUCUGCAUAUCAUCGGAACAUAUGCUCAACUUCGGCCUAACCAGCAUUGAUCUCGCCGCCAAGCGCCAGCAACGGAUGCUAAGAACCCUUGGACAAGAGCUGCUCAGCAUGGACAAGGCCCCCUGUGAUCCAGGGACAAUCAUCACAGGCAACAGGCACAAGCGAGAAGCACUCCUGACAGCUGUGAUUCUUCAGGGGAUUGUUGUCGCACAGACAGCAGAUGGCGUGUUAGAGCCUCACGUGAAAUGCGCCUCUUGGCUCAUGGAAGCACUGGGCUACUUCCACGAAACACCGCAAAACUCCAUCGCGCGGAUGAUAGUGCAGCGAUUCGGUAUGGUCGAUGUAAUGUUAGCCAUCUCGAGACAGAGGAGGCCCUACGCACCGCAAGAUUUCGUACUACACAAGCCAGACCAGAACCGUUGGGAUACUACCGAGCCCUCCUUCCAUAAAAUGACAGGUUGUCCACAGCCACUAAUGUGUUUCCUCGUACGAAUAGCAUACCUGGCCUGUGACGUGAGUGACAGCCUAGAAACAGACACAGACGGAAACGCCAUCCUGCUUCAAGCGUUCCAACUCGACACCGAGCUUCGUGCUUGGGGAUCGGGCUAUACUGGAAUGGCAGCGGCACCGGAGCGCACGCCCCUAGAUAUCCUCACCGAAUGCUUCUAUUGGACUGCUCAUUUACUACUCGCCCGUCGUGUCUUUCGAGACCAGACAUGCUCCCCACGUGUGCAGCAUUUGGUGCGCGUAUGCUUUGGCUUAAUGAAUCAUCUAUCGACGGGAUGUGGACCGGAUUCAUCACUCCCUCAGCCGUUUUACAUCGCCGCGAGAGAAGCUGUGUCACAUGAGGACCGUGCAUGGGUUCGACAGAAGCAUAGCUCGAUGACGGCCUAUUAUAGGGAACAGCAGCGGAACUCGGCAAUGGAGCUUAUCGAACAGAUCUGGGAAAGAACGGAUAAGCUGCGCGAGCUGGAGGGCUCAGCAUCUCCGAGGGCUGGACUAUCAAUUGUGGAUAAUUAUGUCCAAGCGCUCGAUAGGGGGUCUUGCUUCUUCAUCUUCUAA